Molecule: messenger RNA, 1500 nt
Organism: Lathyrus sativus (Indian pea)
Lineage: Eukaryota; Viridiplantae; Streptophyta; Magnoliopsida; Fabales; Fabaceae
Source: the annotation of a GenBank genome assembly
AUGGAAGUUAACCUUUCCUCCUUUGUUAUUCCCUUCCUUCUCUUCUUAAUAUCUCAUUUGCUUGCAAAAUAUUACAAACAAAAAACCUUAGCUUACAAAUUACCCCCUGGUCCUAUGAAGUUACCACUCAUUGGUAACCUUCAUCAAAUAGCAGCAUUAGGAUCACUUCCACAUCGUGCUUUUCAACAACUUGCUCAUAAAUAUGGACCUAUUGUUCAUCUAAAACUUGGUGAAAUUUCAACCGUAGUUAUAACCUCACCAAAAUUAGCAAAAGAAAUAUUAAAAACUCAUGAUGUUGUUUUUGCUAAUAGGCCACAUAUUCAAGCAGCUGAUGUUAUAGCAUAUGGUUCAAUAGAUAUUGCAUUUUCUCCAUAUGGUGAUUAUUGGAGACAAAUGAGAAAAAUAUGUAUGUUAGAGCUUCUAAGCAACAAAAGAGUUCAAUCUUUUGCUUAUAUUAGAGAAGACGAGACCAAAAAUUUUAUAAAAUCAAUUCAGUCAUCAGAAGGGUCGCCAGUAAAUCUCACUAACAGAAUUUUUUCGUUAGUGAGUUCUACUGUUUCGAGAUCCGCUUUUGGUGACAAAUCAGAAGACCAAGAUGAAUUUGUUACCGUGAUAAGAAAAGCUAUAGAAUCUGUUGGAGGACUUGAACCUGCUGAUUUAUUUCCUUCAAUGAAGUUCAUAAUAAAUGUGCUAACCGGCGCGAAAUCGCAGUUGGAGAAAGUGCAUAAAAAUGCUGACAAAAUAUUGGAAAUAAUUGUUAAGAAGCAUCAAGAGAAGAAAAAAAGAGCAAAAGAAGAGCCUGAAGAUCUUGUUGAUGUUCUUUUGAGAAUCCAACAAGAUGGAAGCCUUGAUAUUCCUAUUACAACAAGCAAUAUAAAAGCUGUGAUUUUUGACGUAUUUGCAGCUGGAACUGACACUACAACAUCAACAAUAGUAUGGGCCAUGUCAGAACUAAUGAAAAAUCCAAGUGUGAUGAAGAAAGCACAAUCUGAAUUAAGAGAAGCAUGUAAAGGAAAACAAAUAAUAUCUGAAACUGAUAUACAAGAUCUUCCAUACCUAAAACUAGUGAUAAAAGAAACCUUAAGACUACACUCACCAACUCCUCUAUUACUCCCUAGAGAGUCCACUGAGUCAACCAACAUUGAUGGAUAUCAUAUACCAAAAAAAACUAAAGUAAUGGUAAAUGUUUGGGCUAUGGCAAGAGAUCCUCAAUAUUGGACUGAUGCUGAAAGUUUUAUUCCAGAGAGAUUUGAUGGUAAUUCUAUUGAUUACAAAGGGAAUAAUUUUGAGUAUCUUCCUUUUGGAGCAGGAAGAAGAAUAUGUCCUGGUUUAUCAUUUGGUAUUGCUGGUAUUAUGCUUUCAUUGGCACUAUUACUCUAUCAUUUUAAUUGGGAAUUACCAAAUGAUAUGAAACAUGAGGAUUUGGAUAUGACUGAACAUUAUGGAUUGGCUAUUGGAAGAAAAAGUGAGUUGUGUUUGAUUCCUACUGUUUAUGCAUGA